GUAGACUCGGCACAAUCUAUCUGCCUUGCAAGCUGCUUUAGUGACUCCAUGUUUAAUGCCUGCUUUCAUCGAUAAUGAGUAUUUACAUCCAUAACUAUGCGGGAUAAUUGCCUCUGUCAUGAAUUUGUUUAUCGAAUACUCCUUUUUUUAUAUUCAUGAUUGAGAAUACCUUACUUAGGGGACACUAGGCCUGAAGACUUAUAAUUCAGUUUAGGCCAACAGAUAACAGGUUAGCAAAUCGCGCUCAGCCAUGGAAAGCCGAAACGGCGAUAAACCGCAUAUAGGUAUCGUGGGUGCGGGUGUCUCCGGACUUCGAUGCGCAGAUAUCCUCUUAUCUCACGGCUUCAAGGUAACCAUUCUCGAGGCCAGGAAUAGAAUCGGUGGGAGAAUAUGCCAAUCAGAUGAGUUGGGCUACACUGUUGACAUUGGCCCAAACUGGAUUCACACCUGGGACAGCGGCGACGUACACCCAAUCCUAAAGCUUGCAGUCGAGACUCAGACGCCUCUUCACCAUUGGAACGGGAAGCAACUCAUCUAUGACUCGUCAGGCAAUAAAGUGCCAGAGGAAAAGUCUGAGAGGCUUUCAACUCUCUUGUGGGAGAUAAUCGAAAAAGCGUUCAAGACUAGUGAGGCAGCUCGGGAGAAGGAUAGGGGGAAGAGCAUUCCACGAGAAGAGUCUCUAUACGAUUUCAUCAGCAAGAGAGCAGCAGAGGAGCUGGAAGAUGAAGAAGACCGACAAGUCCUCAUCCAAAUGAGUGAGAUGUGGGGUGCCUACGUUGGCGAGCCUGUCUGGAAACAGAGUCUAAGAUUCGCUUGGAUGGAAGAAUGUUGUGGCGGUGAAGAAGUCUUCGUCGAGUCGAACUACUCUGCGAUUUUAAACAGAAUCGCGAAGGCAGCAACUGAACAGGCUGAGGUCAUACUCAAUGCCAAAGUUAUAUCAGUUAAUACUUCACAUCACGAUAAAUCUCAGAAGAUCAUUCUGGGAAUAGAGAACGGGAAUGAGUACAAGUUUGAUCAGGUAGUGAUGGCGACACCGCUAGGAUGGCUCCAGAAAAACAUGAGCUGCUUCGAGCCCGCUCUGCCGUCAAUAUUGAGUUCCGCCUUCCACAAUCUGAAGCUGUCACAACUUGAGAAAGUCUUCAUUACGUUUCCUUCCGCGUUUUGGAUCUCAGAUACGCCGGCUGACUUAUUUCCUGCCUAUACAAACUGGCUUACACCAUUGUAUGCACACGACACCAACCCACAGGGCUGGCCCCAGGAGAUCUGGAACCUAGCCGCUCUCGCCGCGCCCAACAAACACCCUACCAUCCUCUUCUACAUAUACGGCGACUGCUCGCGCUACAUCGUCAACGCGAUUCACGGGCAGCCAAAAGCCGAGAAGUUUGCCUUCCUGAGGGACUUCUUCCAGCCCUACUACUCACGGCUUCCCGGCUACGACGUUGCGAGUGAGGUCUGCGUUCCAAAAGCAAUCCUAGCCACCGAAUGGUUUAAGGACGACCUGUGCGGCAACGCGAGCUACUGCAAUUUCCAGGUCGGCGUUGAAGAGGCGGAUCAGGAUAUCCUUGCGAUCCGGCAAGGAUGCGUUGACCGCGGACUGUGGUUCUGUGGCGAACACGCAGCCCCUUUCGAGGAGUCUGGUACUGUUGCUGGCGCGUAUCUCUCCGGGGAGUCGGUUGGUAAGAGGAUUGUGGGAUUGUAUAAAGGUGAAUCUAAUGCAGCAGGGUAACUAUUGUUGUCUCGGAUGGAAUAUAUUCUUCGUAAGUCAGGAUAUCUGUAUAUGUACACGAACUAAACAGGAACAAUGACAAAGUGCCACAGAUCUUGUGACAUCUAAUCCAGAGGUAUAUAUGGUAAAUAAAUAUACAACCCUUUAUCUUACAUCUACGAGGAUAUCAUCAGCCGCCUUUUCAACCAACAUAUAAAUCCCCACCACAGGAAACAAUCCCCUAUAUCAAUUGAGAUUAGCUUUACACAUACACAUACGCACAUAAGAACGAAGACUUACGAGAUCUUCGGGAACACCGAC
This is a messenger RNA of Daldinia loculata, 2026 nucleotides long. Its product is annotated as FAD/NAD(P)-binding domain-containing protein. Lineage: Eukaryota; Fungi; Ascomycota; Sordariomycetes; Xylariales; Hypoxylaceae. The transcript has 4 exons. The coding region runs from base 251 to 1726 and encodes 491 amino acids. Gene Ontology annotation, molecular function: oxidoreductase activity. The record is from RefSeq and is a predicted model, not a curated record.